AUGGGUGUUGACCCUCUGUCACCAAUUGCGCCCGUGCGCCUCAGGGCGCUUCUCCUUCCCAUCGGCAAGAUCAAGCGCUCGCGCUUUUUGAGCUUCGCUGCUCGACUACAGGCUGAAAAUGUAGUUCGACUGGGGGAUAUUAGUCCCGAUGCGCGGCCAAAUCGAAACAUGUUCUCACCGCUGGCAUUUCCCACCGGAUUGAUUCUUUAUGACCUUUCUUUCUCGGUUCCCCCGACCUCACAUCUCGAACUAUUUCCCUUUGAACUAUACAGAGAGCCAUUAGUGAUUAUUGCAAUCGCAGAUGGGUCCGAACUGCCUGACAGCAUUGGCGACGAGCAGAAGCACCCCACCCCGGAGGGAUUAGAUCAAUUAUUGGAAGAGCUCCGUGGGGUGAAGGAGAUGAACCCACGGGCUUUGGUAAAUCAACUCUUGGUAUUUGAUCACCAUGGCGUGGAUAAGAUCACGAAUGGACCGGAUAAUGUCCUUUGGGUUCCUCCGCCCCAGGUCUCUAAGGCCACGACAAUGAAGACAGUUCUUUGCGAUAUUACGUCUGUUUUACUCUCCGAAUUGGAUGGGUUCGCAAAGACUAUUCAAAGUAUACCGUCAAUUGAGUCACCUAAAGCAUCUUCCUGGGGCCCGCACCGGAACCCAGAACUACGGCCACGGCAAGUAGACCGACUUUUGAACCGUAUGACUCUCCCCGCACAGCUACCAUCGAGUCCGUACGGGACACGUGAUGGUACUCCCUUGGGUUCUAAUGCCAGCUCCCCAGCUCCUAGCGAUCAUGAGACUCCUACAACCUUUGAUGAGAUCACUCGGGCAAUUCACCUAUCUAGUCGUACAAACUCGGGUAGAGCGCCAUCGAUACCAUCAUCGAAGGAGCAUAGCCGCGACCGGAUGUCUGUCAGUGGCAUGAGUGCUACCGACAGAACUAAGAACCGGAUCAAGGGUCGUGCAGGGGUUAUCGUUGGAACUCUUUUCCUGCAGGCAGGAAGGUGGCCCGAUGCCCUCAAAGAACUGACUGAGGCGGUCAAUAAUGCACGGGCAAGUAGCGACUAUAUCUGGCACGCUAAAGCGCUUGAAACAAUUCUUCUUUGCCUGCUGAUGUUUGGGUGGGCAGGCAUGGACUUUCAGAUUCCAUCAGUCCUGUACCCUGUUGCGGACAAAUCUUCCAAACCUUCCCGCGAGUCAAUGACCCCUAGUAGCGCCGGGAAUAGGAUCGUCUCUCUACACAACCUAGCCAACCUCUUGCCGGAUCUCUCAAACAACAUCUUAAAUCUUUAUACCCGCGCCGCCAAUAUCACAGACGAACCUCUUCCGCAACUGGUAUUUUCGGAGACAGUGAUUCGACUAGCGCGGCUGAUGGUGUCAGCUCGCGUUCGCGAUGGAGCUUUGGAUGACAAUGCUUUGAAGCACAUCGUGAUGAAUGAACACUUAGUUCCAUUGCUCCAGCUCGAGCUUCCUCGGGGGACUGUCUUGCUCCGAAAGUCCGAGAUUGCCAACUUCUUAUACCGGGCUUUGCCGCUUGCCGCUGGUGUAGAUCUACCUGCGACAGACGCCGUUCCCAUCAUCGUUGGUGUUGUUGCUGUUCUUAAUAUUCUUGACCUGCCCAGAAAGAAAGCAUUCAUUUUACGUGAACUGCUUUCAGUAAUGAUACCAAGUCUAGUGCAAGCACGCAAAAUUGGUGCCGCAGAGGUGGGCAUUCAUCCCGCCGCCGGAUUGGCGUCUCUCAGUGACACCGCAUUUGAUGUCAAUUCCCUGGACACAGGUCCCGGGGAUAUGGAGUCAAGUUUGCGUCUCCUUCUUGCUACCAUCGGAGAAAUCUACGGUGUUCAGCCUUCAUCAUUCUACGAAUGGGAGAAGAGACAAAGCAAAUCAUCUGGUGUGAGUGGGAAUCAGGAAGGUGCUGAAUAUGAUUCGGUCGCUAGCAUUGCCGAGCGGGCAUUCCGACAUAUAGUUCUUGAUCGUUACGGUGACCUGAACUUGAAGAUUGAUGUCUUGAAAGCGUGCAUAAAUUGCUGCGAGGCCCUACCAGAUUUCAAUGGAGUUCUCCGGUUCACAGUUGAGCUUUUGCAGACCAUUCGAGGGGAUAUGAUGCUUGGUGGGGCAUACAAGUCCCCGCCGUAUCUACCGCAGGAUGAGCAAGUUCGUCUUUUGAACAACAUCAAGCGCACUGUAGGAGCAGGCACCAGACUAGGUGUUUCUGAUUUGGUCGCAGAGUAUUGGGAUGACUUCCUAGUACGUGAUGUCCGGUUAUUGUCACUGCCAGAUCCUAAAAGGCCAGUUCGCCGGUCCAAAACGGAACUGGAUGCCGUUACCACAAGUUCAGACAAGGCGAAAAAGGAUCCGUUCCUGUACAACCCAUUCGCCAAGCCUACCAGCAAGGCAUUGGAAAUGCUCACUGUCGCUGACGAACCUGCGUCGUUCCAAGUAACUCUGCAAAACCCGUACGAAUUUGAGAUCGAGAUUGAGCAUUUGCGCUUAGAGAGUAAUGGGGUGCCGUUCGAUGCAGUAGCAGAGAACUUUACCAUCGCUCCCCUCUCUGUGCAGGAUAUCACUGUGCUCGGCGUCGCCCAUGGGGAAGGCAGUCUUCAGAUUACGGGAUGUAUCGUGAAAGUACGACACUGUCGAACGCGAAGAUUCCCCAUCUUCAAGAAGUUAUGGAAACCGGAGCCUGAGGUUAAGUUUAAACGAACAGGUCUGGGGGCGAAGAAGCCUCUUACAGAGCGCCCUGUUUCUUGGAGUUCAACGACAUCAAAGGAUGGCAAGGUUGAUGUCAAGACAGGUCCUGAAACCUCAACAUGCGAGGUCAAAGUCAUCGCCAAACAACCAUCACUUGUGAUUGAAUCUAUGUCUUUAUCGCAGUCGGCGAUGAUGGUUCUUGAGGGUGAAGUCAAAACCUUCACUAUUACGCUUCAAAAUGCCUCUCCUUGCCCUGUGGACUUUGUCUUAUUUACUUUCCAAGAUUCAACAACUAGGCAGUUACAGUCUGCACUGAGUAACAGAGAUCUAUUACCGGUCGAGAUCUACGAGCUGGAGCUAAAAUUAGCAACCAAGCCCGCUUUGCGAUGGCGCCGUCAGGGCCAGGACCCCAGCGAUUGUUCGAUUGCAGCCGGCCAGAAGGCAACCUUUACCGUUGAUGUUUUUGGAAAGCCUGGUUUGCAGGACACAACAGUCCAGAUUGACUACUCCUGCGUUGGGGCAGCCCCAGGUGAAUUGCCUGAUAUAUUCUAUACUAGACAACUGUUCGUUCCGUUGACAGUCACGGUCAAUGCGAGCGUGGAGGUCGCUCGCUGUGACAUUCUUCCGUUUACUGGUGACUUCGCUUGGAAGAACAAUAUUGAACCACCCGUCGACUCUAUACAAGAGCCAAAUGCGUUGCUCUCCACAACUGACAAUGAUCCCUUCUCUGAAGUUCUCGGACGUCUCGGCAAUGGGGCUUAUGGACCUGAUCACUGUAUCGUAUUGCUUGACCUGCGCAAUGCAUGGCCAAAUCCUCUGUCGGUGUGGUUGCGCGUAAGUGAACAAACAAGCUCAAUUCUUCCACCGAAGACAACUAGCAACGAUGACACUGAGGGCAAAUACUCUGUCGAUGGAGAUCUUCAACCCGGGCAGGUUUCCCGAUUUAUUCUGGUUUUGCCUCGAGUCUAUUUAGACAACCCACAUGCCUCUAUCCCCGUUGUUAAUACUGGCACUCGGAGACAAUUUGUCGUUAGUGCCAACAAACUAUCCUUCGAAGCCGAGGCUGCCUCGCGCGAAGCCUUCUGGUUCCGGGAAGAACUCCUCAAGAGACUUCUCGGAGGCUGGAAGGAAUUUGCCACCGGCCGCGAGGGAUCCAUUGACCUCCGAAACGUUCGACUAAACAACCGCAUGGUCGAAGCCAUGCGCCUCGAAGACGUCGAAAUGAAAUUCUCUCUGACCUCGCCAUCAUCUUCCCCCGAGACUUCCGCCGCAGUGGAACAAACGGGCCGCUCACGCUUCCGCGUCAAGACAGACGACCUCCUCACCUUGAAUGUCACCAUCCACAACCGCUCCUCCCGCCCCAUACACCCCCUCCUCCGUCUUCAACCCAGCCUUCGUCACCAACCGAACAACAUCGCCCUAGAUCUGACCCGUCGUCUCGUGUGGACCGGGAUGCUGCAACAAGCGCUCCCCAUCCUUCCCAGCGGCGAGUCCACCGAGGCCUCCAUCGGCAUCACUGUCCUCUGCCGCGGCGAAUACGAACUUGGCGCAAGCAUCGAAGAAGCCCGACUCAUGCGUCCAUCUUUCGAUGAUGAUGGUGAUUCCGCUGCUCAACGCUACAACGAUGAUGGUAUCAUAGAUACUUUUGGUGCGGAUGUCGUGCGGCGGCGACGUAUUUGGCAUGCGAAGGAGUUGUGUAUCAUCCAUGCGAGCGACUCAUGA
Penicillium vulpinum is the source of this 4404-nucleotide messenger RNA. RefSeq names its product TRAPPII-specific subunit TRS120. Gene Ontology annotation, cellular component: trans-Golgi network. The record is from RefSeq and is a predicted model, not a curated record. The transcript has 3 exons. Bases 1 to 4404 code for a protein of 1467 amino acids. Lineage: Eukaryota; Fungi; Ascomycota; Eurotiomycetes; Eurotiales; Aspergillaceae.